Zophobas morio is the source of this 2063-nucleotide messenger RNA. RefSeq names its product puff-specific protein Bx42 (gene Bx42). The coding region runs from base 365 to 1981 and encodes 538 amino acids. The record is from RefSeq and is a predicted model, not a curated record. Gene Ontology annotation, biological process: mRNA splicing, via spliceosome. The transcript is spliced from 5 exons. Lineage: Eukaryota; Metazoa; Arthropoda; Insecta; Coleoptera; Tenebrionidae. Gene Ontology annotation, cellular component: spliceosomal complex.
GAGUGUUCUGUGGCUAAAUGGCUAACGAAACGACAAGAGUGUUGUAUGACUAAUGACGUCAUGGCAUUAAAUGAAUUCGUGCGUUGAAAACAGCAUUAUUUUUGCGAUUAGUGGUUUUGUAACAUUAUUACAAACAGGUGUGUUAUAAAAUUAUAAUUAUUUGAUUAUUACAUUGGACGCAUCAAUAAACUAGAUAAUUUUUUAAGAACACGCAAUAAGCGUUCAGUUGGAAGUGCUACUUGUAGUAUAAAAUUUUUGGGAGUUUGCAAAAAAUUAUCGACAGUCAAACAAACGCCUUAUUUGAUGGUUUGCAUGUUAAAAAUUCUACGACUCUAGUGCGUUCAUUCUUACUGUUUUCAACAAAAUGGAGUUAUCAAGUAUCUUACCAGCCCCUAUACAACCUGUGUGGGAUCGGGAUGAUGACAGGAGACAACAGAAUUCUGCAAAUCAACGUUCAACGGCAGUUGUGACAGCACAAAGCAUCGCUCCUCCAUAUGGACAACGAAGGGGUUGGGUGCCCAGAGUGCACACUGAUUAUGGAGAUGGUGGAGCUUUUCCGGAAAUCCACGUUGCUCAGUAUCCGCUGGAAAUGGGUCGAAAAGGCAAAGAGUCCACAUCCAAUGCUUUAGCAGUACAAUUAGAUGCUGAAGGCAAAGUAAAAUAUGACAUCAUUGCUAGACAAGGGCAUGGAAAAGAUAAAAUCGUGUAUUCAAAAUUAUCAGACUUGCUACCUGUGGAAGUAACAAGUGAAAAAGAUCCCAGUUUAGAAAAACCUAAUCAAGAUGAAAUUGACGAUAUCACAGAGAGAACCAGAGCUGCAUUACAAAAAUUGACGAAUUCAAAAAUUGCCGCUGCCAUGCCUGUGCGAUGUGCCGAAAAACAAGGACCAGCAGAGUUCAUCCGCUAUACUCCAUCUCAACAAGGUGCCGCCUUCAAUUCGGGCGCAAAACAACGCGUUAUUAGAUUAGUGGAAGCCCAAGUUGACCCAAUGGAACCACCACGAUUCAAAAUAAACAAAAAAAUACCAAGGGGGCCUCCUUCUCCUCCAGCUCCAGUACUACACAGUCCCACACGUCGUGUCACCGUCAAAGAACAAAAAGAAUGGAAGAUCCCACCCUGUAUCUCUAACUGGAAGAACGCAAAAGGGUACACUGUGCCAUUGGACAAACGAUUAGCUGCCGAUGGUCGAGGUUUGCAGCAACUCCACAUCAACGAAAACUUCGCCAAGCUGGCAGAAGCUUUGUAUAUAGCGGAUCGUAAGGCAAGAGAAGCUGUAGAAACCCGUGCUCAGCUCGAGAAGAAAUUAGCUCAGAAAGAGAAAGAACAGAAAGAGGAGCAUUUGAGGCAACUCGCACAGAAAGCCCGCGAUGAACGAGCUGGUAUUAAAGUGGGAAUGUCUGGAGCAGAUGCGAAAAUAACGGACGAAGAAGAGCGAGAAAGGGAGAUGUUGCGGCAAGAUAGGCAUAAGGAGAGAGCGAGAGAAAGGAACUUAGCAAGAGCUGCGCCUGAUAAGCGUUCUAAAUUGAAGAGAGAACGCGAGAGAGAUAUUUCGGAGCAGAUCGCGCUCGGGAUGCCCGCACGAGGAGUGUCUUCAAAUGAAGUGCAAUUCGAUCAGAGAUUGUUUGGGCAAGCUCAGGGCUUAGGACACGGAUACGCGGAUGAUGAAGCUUAUAAUGUCUAUGAUAAACCAUGGAGAGAAGGGGGUUCGAUGGCGAAUCAUUUGUACAGACCUAGUAAAAACGUCGACAAGGAAGUAUACGGAGAAGAUCUAGAGAAGAUCGUUAAAACUAACAGAUUUGUUCCUGACAAGGAAUUCAGUGGUACCGAUCGUUCUGGCGGGGCUCGGUCCGGCCCUGUGCAGUUUGAAAAAGAAGAAGAUCCAUUUGGUCUUGAUCAAUUUUUGAGUCAAGCUAAACGUGCGAGUAAGCGCAAAGAACCAGACAGGAGAGAUGACCGUGACAAAAGGAAGAGAAGGGAUUAGAAGAAAAAAAUACUGCAAGCUGUUUUUUUCUUAUUAUAAAACUGAUUUAUAAAGUAAAUAUAGUAUACUGACAUAAUUAAAA